This is a messenger RNA of Trypanosoma grayi, 351 nucleotides long. RefSeq lists its product as hypothetical. NCBI's taxonomy places the organism in Eukaryota, Euglenozoa, Kinetoplastea, Trypanosomatida, Trypanosomatidae. The transcript has a single exon. The record is from RefSeq and is a predicted model, not a curated record. The coding region runs from base 1 to 351 and encodes 116 amino acids.
AUGCCCAACCUGUGUGUCUCUGCAACCUUCAAUCCGCCCGUGAUCUCCCUCCUCGGUGCGACGCUGCGAGAGGAGACGGUGAAGAAGAUGGAACAGCGCAUCCCCACCGUCAUGUCCACUUCCGCGAGCCCCUCGAAGGAGCCAAUCAAGUUUCUCUUCCACGCGAACCCUGACCACUGGCGCAUGGAGCUCAGCCAGCACUUCUGCGAUGAUUUGCACAAGUCAGCUGUUUUCCUCGUGAUCAUUGAAUCUCUGGAGGCGGAAGGCUGGGGCCUGCGGACCUCGAACUCCAUUCGCAACAGUGACUCCGGCAAGGAAACGACGAAGCUGUUCUUUGCACGGAAGCCGUAA